This is a messenger RNA of Coregonus clupeaformis (lake whitefish), 1273 nucleotides long. Its product is annotated as spindle and kinetochore-associated protein 1. The transcript is spliced from 7 exons. Gene Ontology annotation, biological process: cell division; mitotic cell cycle; chromosome segregation. The record is from RefSeq and is a predicted model, not a curated record. Gene Ontology annotation, cellular component: spindle microtubule; mitotic spindle; outer kinetochore. The coding region runs from base 153 to 926 and encodes 257 amino acids. Lineage: Eukaryota; Metazoa; Chordata; Actinopteri; Salmoniformes; Salmonidae. Gene Ontology annotation, molecular function: microtubule binding.
GUUGGCUGCGCAACUUUAUUGCAGCGAUGAUCAUUCUGAAAACAGCGGGAAGAUUCGAAUCGUUCUGGCGCGAGGGAGGUUGAAGAAAACAACAGACAGAACAUUAGCCAUCUCGGAAACAAAGGCAACUACGAAUUGAUAACUUUAUCAAUAUGAGUCAUUGUGAGCUUGAGGAUAUAACCAUGCACUUGAAUGACAGGAUUUCAUCCACAAGACGGGUCUUGGAGCUGCGGACAAUUGCAAAAGAUCAAGACAAGCGGAUCAUUCUAGGGAAGAUAGGACAAGAUGUCCUUGCAAUAGAUGGACUCCUUGACCAGUUUGAGAAAUGUGUUGGCCGCCAAAAAGAUCUACUGAAGCAUUUAAAGGAACUAGAGGGGUUCUUCCAGGAGGAUGUGCAGGAUGGAAAGCACCUUAGGGACAACAUGCCCACACACAUGCCCAGGAAGGGACAGCCAGCAGUCCAAUAUCCCAGUGGAAGAGGGCCUGUGGGUCAGAGUGGACCUGUGGAUGUGCAGCCAGUCCAGCAGGAGCACCCCAGGAAAACCUCCAAGAACCAGAUCAGAGAGAUGGAAUUCAUCACCAGCCCAGAGUUUGAUACCAUUCCUCAGUACAUGAAAGGCCGUUUGACAUAUGACCAGCUAAACACUGCUGUGGAAAGCAUUAACACAGCCGUAACAGGGAAGUACAAGAUCUUGCACCAGCCAGCAAAAACCCUGAAUAAUGCCACACGCAAGCUUCAUCAACGAUUUAAGGAGGAAGAGAACAAGGACACUAAAGGUCUGUUUUUCAUUGUAGAGGCGGACAUUAAAGAGUUCACUCAGAUGAAGGUGGACAAGCGCUUCCAGGGCAUCCUUAACAUGCUGCGUCACUGCCAGCGUCUGCGAGAACAGCGAGGGGGAGGUAUCACACGCUACGUCCUGCUGUGAAAGGAGCAGAGAUGGAGAAAGGGGGGUUGUCAUUGAUCUUAAGACAUUGAGUUGUCCUCGGUCUCCAGCAUGAUCUAUCAUAUUGACUGAGGGAGGGGUGAAAAUAAACAAAUCAUUCUGUGGAGAAUAGUUGUCAAAACGUGUAUGUGCCUGGUGAAUAACUAUUUUUUGGGGUGGGCGGGGGUUAGUAUUUGAAUGUAGUUUCGUUCAUACAUCUUUUUUUAUUCAAAUGUUGUUGUAUUUGCUCAUUUUAAUUGUAUCAUCCACAUGAAGAUCAAUGUGACUUUGUCCAUAACAACAAUGUUUAAUAUUGGUAGAAAGGCAAUAAAUAUUUUUGUAAAUAAUAA